Molecule: messenger RNA, 963 nt
Organism: Adineta steineri
Lineage: Eukaryota; Metazoa; Rotifera; Eurotatoria; Adinetida; Adinetidae
Source: the annotation of a GenBank genome assembly
AUGAAUUCAACUAAUUUUACAUCAAUACAAACAUCUGUUUCGAAAUCAUCUACUAUAAAUACUGAAUCAUGGUUUAUUCCUCUCGAUAUUAUCAAUAUUAUAUUUCUUAUUUUGGUGAUAAUACUAGGUGUACUAUUUUUAUUUAUUAUUAUAAUUGAUAAAGCAUGUCACACAGUUCCUAUGAUGCUUGUAGCUGAUUCAUGUUUAACUGAACUUCUUUUCGCAAUUGAUUUAUUCGGGGUAAUGAUUUGGUCUCUUAAAAAUGAUCUUAAGCAAAUUGCAUAUCAAGAUUCACUAUGUAUUUUUCGAGGCUAUUUCGGUCAUGCUAUAUUUGCUGCACAAUUACAAUCUUAUUUAUUACAAGCAAUCUAUCGUUAUAUAACAGUUGUCUACCCGACACGACUUUUCUGGCAAUCAAAACAGUUUCAGGGUUUUCUGAUUGGUUUAACAUGGGUAUGUGGUUUUAUAUUUGCUAUUCCACAUGUUGUCAAUGAUGGAAUUCAAUAUAAUGCUGACAAUCAGAUAUGUGAAACACCUUUUCGUUUGUCUUUUGUAAUAAUUUAUAACAGCAUUGUUGGCUAUUUCAUACCCAUGAAUGGUAUUAUGUUUAUUUAUAUCAAACUAGUUUUCUAUGUAAAAGAGAUGAAUAAACGUGUAACUAUAGUUAAUACUGUAUCUCGUGCACAGCGAGAACUAAAAAUGGUUCAUCGAAUAGUUAUACUUGUAUCAAUAUUAUUAAUACUGGGUAUACCUUAUACAACUUUCACCUUUAUCGGAUUUUUUACUAAACCACCUAAAUAUGAUUUUCGCAUUUCGUUUACGUUUAUGUACAUCGCACUGUUAUUUAUUAUGAUUACUCUAUUUCAAUUCACUGAUUCUGUUAAGAUAUAUAUCAUGACAAAAAUAAAGCGCCGAUCAAAUACAAUUGCAGCAGCAACAAUACAAAUGAUUGGGAUCAGAUAA